Drosophila gunungcola (fruit fly) is the source of this 1260-nucleotide messenger RNA. RefSeq lists its product as uncharacterized. Bases 1 to 1260 code for a protein of 419 amino acids. The transcript has 2 exons. The record is from RefSeq and is a predicted model, not a curated record. Lineage: Eukaryota; Metazoa; Arthropoda; Insecta; Diptera; Drosophilidae.
AUGUGGAAUAAUGAUGAUUUUCGGCUUCGCGGGUAUCCUAAUCAGAUUGUACACCAGUGGCUAUUUAAGGGGAGUGCAUUGACCCUUUACGGGAUCGCCUGCGGAUGCCACUUUUUCAAGCUACACUACAAUGGACGAUCAAAUCAACUGGAGGAGGCCCGAUACCAUCGAACGUGGUCCAAGAUUGUAAUUGCCAUCAAGGUUUGCCUACUGACUAGCCAAUAUCUACUCUAUAUGGUGUUCGUUAUGGCCAUCUACAUCCAAGCAAGUUUGGUAAACGGCAGCGCUGCUCAGAGCUUCGUAUUGAGUGCUAUGAUUCAGGGCAUAAGUAUUAACGUCCUGCGGCGCCUGUUGAUGUUUCUGCACUUGAAGGGGGAUCGGAGGUGUGUGAAGCAUAUAGUGAACGAGAUCCUGCUAAUUACCAGCGAGAUCGAGCGAAAGAUCGGUAUGGUGUAUAGCUGCGAUAUCGUACUGCUGGGAGUUUACUUGUGCAAACUGUGGUUACUCUACAUCCUGCUGGACUCCCUCUGGAACAAGCCCUACUUCCUGGUGCUCAACUUUCUCUACUGGGUGCUGAUGGAGUACUGCUUCGCAGGGUAUUUCCUGUACCAGCUAGUUGUGCUCAACUGGUAUCGCACUAUCACCCUGUUCUUGAAGCGGUUCAUCAAGAGCAACGAGAGUCGGCAGGACAUUGAGGGCAUCUGCCACGAGCGGUUGUUCCUGCUCUUCCAGCUGCAUCUUCGCAUUAGCCGCUUGCACAAAUAUAUUACGGAUAAUCUGUCCUGGCUGUCAUCCUCCAUUUACCUGAUGAUCUUCACCUGCAUCUUCAACAUGGAACUCCUACUGGAGUGCAGUCUAUUUGCCGAGGAUGAGCUCGAAAACAAGAUCUACAUCAUUGCGGACGGUUGUUUGGGACCCGUGUUUAUUCCGAUCCUGUAUGUGCUGAUAUUGGGGAUGUGCACUGACCGAUUUCGCGAAGCUGAGUUGCAACUACAGCAGCACAUUGUUAUCAUUCACGGCUUGUACAUGAGAAAAGUAGACCCACGUCCUCUAGCCAUUUCGGUACUUGACAACGAGCAUACCUCCCUUAUUCUUCAUCAGAAACUGGAACCACUCCAGAAUCUGAUCAUUUUGGGCACCACUUGCGAUCGGCAGUUCGUCCUGGACUAUAUCCUUACGGCCAUCUUGACAGCAUUGUCGCUGGUCCAGUACACGAUUUCAUGUGGUCAACCUAUCAAGGAAUGUGUUACGCACAAGUAG